AUCAAUCGUCGUUUCAUUUCCCAUUUUCUAGAAUUGAUUCCUGGAUCUUCCUUCUGUUGGGUGCCCUAGCGUUUAUGCCAUUGUUAUGGGUUCCAUUUUGAAGAUUUUGUUUAUCCGAUGUCUUCUGUGGUUUAUCAAUUGCAUUUGAAUACCGUCCUUUUCCAUUUAGCGAUAAUUGCUGGAGGGUUUCUGGGUUUGGCAGUGGUAGUCUGCCUAGGAGCAUAAUGGGUGAUUUUUCCAUUCAGAUUAGUUCAAACCUUGUUAAUAUGUUAAUUGAUGAUACCGAAAAACCGAAAAGAAAACCGAGAAGAAACAGAACGAAGGAACCCCAAGUAAAGGUUGAUCAGAAACAUGUAUCUGAUGAUUCUGGGAUGCUCAAGGGAAGCACAAGUGAUGGAUGGCCUCACCAAGCUCCUCCGCUCUUUCUUCCCAUAAUUCCGCCCGUGCAUUCUGCCAAUCCAGAGCUAGAUGCAAUCCGAUCCAUCCUGCAAGAGAGCGAAAGGGUUGUCGAGAAGUUGCAGAAGCAGGAGGACAACAUGGUGCAGGAAGUUACUCAAAGGGCAAAGGAACUCCAUGACAAGGAGUUCAAGCUCCCUUACCAAAAGCCCAUGCCAUGCGUGGCUGAGAGUGAAGCUUGCUUUCAAUGCUACAAAGAUCAUCCCAAUGACUCUUUGAAAUGUGCUCAUCUCGUAAAAAGUUUCGAAAACUGUAACCGUCAAGCUCGGCAGAAAUUGAGCUCGAGCUCGGUCGAGAAGUAGGAUUGCCAUCUGCAAUGAAUCUUCUCUUGUACUGAGAACAUUGUGAUUUCAAGUUCUCACCGAGAAAAGGAAAGAAAAAAACUGAUUUAGCCAACAGAAAUAACCCAAGACAUGACUGUUGGGGGUUCCUUUGAUUCAAUUUUGUGUGUUGUUUCUUGAAUCGUAUUGGCCAGCCUUUCUCUUAGGCUCUAUGGGUGUACUUAUAUGUCAUUCACUACGGUUCAAAUCCGUUCGACUAGAUGAGUGAACUCUUCCUCGUACCCUUCAUAAAGACGGUUCAUGAGUGAACUCUUCCUAACGAGAGGCUUGCCAACGUGCGUCUAUUAUUGAAAUCACCCGAUUAGAGA
This is a messenger RNA of Cucurbita pepo subsp. pepo (vegetable marrow), 1105 nucleotides long. The record is from RefSeq and is a predicted model, not a curated record. NCBI's taxonomy places the organism in Eukaryota, Viridiplantae, Streptophyta, Magnoliopsida, Cucurbitales, Cucurbitaceae.